Messenger RNA from Penicillium brevicompactum, 429 nucleotides. RefSeq names its product negative cofactor 2 transcription regulator complex subunit NCB2 (gene nctB). The record is from RefSeq and is a predicted model, not a curated record. The transcript has 4 exons. Gene Ontology annotation, cellular component: negative cofactor 2 complex. Gene Ontology annotation, molecular function: protein heterodimerization activity; TBP-class protein binding; core promoter sequence-specific DNA binding. Gene Ontology annotation, biological process: RNA polymerase II preinitiation complex assembly; positive regulation of transcription by RNA polymerase II; negative regulation of transcription by RNA polymerase II. The coding region runs from base 1 to 429 and encodes 142 amino acids. Lineage: Eukaryota; Fungi; Ascomycota; Eurotiomycetes; Eurotiales; Aspergillaceae.
AUGUCGGAUCGUGAGUUCAACUCAAACGAUGACCUGUCGCUACCCAAAGCAACCGUCCAAAAGAUUAUCACGGAGAUCCUCCCACCCAGCUCCGGUCAGACCUUCUCCAAGGAUGCGCGGGACCUGUUGAUGGAGUGUUGUGUCGAGUUCAUUACUCUGAUCUCCUCCGAAGCAAAUGAUAUCAGUGAGAAGGAGGCCAAGAAGACGAUUGCCUGUGAACAUGUGGAGAAGGCCCUUCGGGAUCUCGGAUUCAGUGAUUACAUCGCCGAUGUCCUCGCCGUUGCCGAAGAACACAAACAGCAGUUGAAGUCACGAGAGAAGAAGCAGAGCAAAAUGGAACAAAGUGGACUGACUGAAGAGGAGCUUUUGCGACAGCAGCAGGAGCUGUUCCGAUCGGCCACCGACAAAUACAACUCGGUUCCGGAAUAG